Molecule: messenger RNA, 2688 nt
Organism: Diorhabda sublineata
Lineage: Eukaryota; Metazoa; Arthropoda; Insecta; Coleoptera; Chrysomelidae
Product: cytoplasmic aconitate hydratase-like
Exons: 14
Coding region: 1-2688 (895 amino acids)
Biological process (GO): citrate metabolic process; tricarboxylic acid cycle
Cellular component (GO): cytosol; mitochondrion
Molecular function (GO): aconitate hydratase activity; 4 iron, 4 sulfur cluster binding
Source: RefSeq, a predicted model, not a curated record
AUGUUUUCAGGUCCCAAUCCUUUUGAUAAAUAUUUGAAAACAUUAGAAGUGAAUGGAAAGACGUAUACAUAUUAUGAUAUUUCUCAACUUGCAUCCACUUUUGAACAUUUGCCUUUCUCCAUAAGAAUUCUAUUAGAAUCAGCCGUUAGAAAUUGUGACAACUUUGCGAUCAAAGAAGCGGACGUAACACAUAUUUUAGAUUGGGAAAAAAAUCAAAAUGUUCAAGGUGGUAUCGAAAUACCUUUCAGACCUGCUAGAGUUAUUCUUCAGGAUUUUACUGGUGUACCUGCCGUAGUGGAUUUUGCAGCUAUGCGAAACGCCAUCAAGGAUCUGGGAUCGGAUCCACAAAAAAUCAAUCCAAUAUGUCCCGUGGAUUUGGUUAUCGACCAUUCCGUCCAAGUAGAUUUUGCUAGAUCUAAGGACGCUUUGAAAAAAAAUCAAGAUAUGGAAUUUAUACGUAAUAAAGAGAGAUUCGAGUUUUUGAAGUGGGGAGCAAAAGCUUUCAAUAACAUGAUAAUAUUUCCCCCAGGAAGUGGAAUUGUUCACCAAAUCAAUUUGGAAUUCUUAGCUCGAGUAGUAUUUGUCGAUGCUAAGGGUACUUUAUAUCCAGACUCUGUGGUUGGCACCGAUUCUCAUACCACCAUGAUCAACGGCUUAGGCGUCCUGGGCUGGGGUGUGGGAGGUAUUGAAGCCGAAGCUGUCAUGUUAGGUCAAUCGAUUAGCAUGUUAUUACCCAAAGUUGUUGGUUAUAAACUAUACGGUAAAUUGAAUGAAUACGUCACUUCCACUGAUCUCGUACUUACGAUAACGAAGCACUUACGUCAACUUGGAGUUGUUGGAAAGUUUGUUGAAUUUUACGGACCAGGUGUAGCUGUUUUAUCUAUAGCCGAUAGGGCUACUAUCGCCAAUAUGUGUCCCGAAUACGGAGCCACCGUAGGAUAUUUUCCAAUAGACGAAAUUUGUUUGGAAUAUUUGAGAAAAACAAAUCGUUCAGAGGAACAAGUAAAAGUUAUCGAGGCUUAUCUAAAAGCGACAAACCAACUUAGAAACUAUACUUCAGAAUCACAAGAGCCGAUUUUUAGCAAAAAAGAAGGGUUAGAUUUAUCUACAGUGGAGCCUUCAGUGAGUGGACCCAAAAGACCGAAUGAUCGAGUUUCUGUUAAAGAUAUGAAGCAAGAUUUCUUGAACUGUCUUCCUAACAAGACGGGAUUCAAAGGUUUUGGUAUUCCUAAUGAGAAACUUAACACUGCCGUUAAAUUUACGUACGAAGGCGCCGAAUACACAUUACGUCAUGGAAGUGUCGUGAUAGGUGCAAUUACAUCUUGUACAAACACUAGCAAUCCAAGCGUGAUGAUUGGUGGUGGUUUGCUCGCUAAAAAUGCUGUAAACGCCGGCUUAACUGUCGCUCCUUACAUUAAAACUAGCUUAUCACCCGGAUCUGCCGUGGUUACUAAUUAUUUGAAAGAUUCCGAUGUAAUGUCUUCAUUGGAGAAGUUAGGAUUUGCUGUUGUGGGUUAUGGUUGUAUGACUUGUAUCGGUAAUAGCGGAUCCAUAGAUGAAAAUAUAGUAAAUGCCAUUGAAGAAAACGAUCUCGUUUGCUGCGGUGUGUUAUCCGGAAAUCGAAAUUUCGAAGGUCGUAUACAUCCGAAUACAAGAGCCAAUUAUUUAUGUAGUCCCCUUUUGGUAAUAGCUUAUUCGAUAGCGGGUAGAGUCGAUAUCGAUUUUGAGAAAGAACCUCUUGGAAAAGGAUCGGAUGGAAAAGAUAUUUAUUUGAGGGACAUAAUACCUACCAGGAAAGAUAUCCUAGAUAUCGAACACAAAUUUGUCACUCCGGCUAUAUUCAAAGAGGUGUACGGAAAAAUAGAAAAAGGUUCAAAUAAUUGGAGAAAAUUGGAUGCACCCACUGGUGAUUUAUAUCCAUGGUCGAGUGCUUCUACUUAUAUAAAAAAACCACCAUUUUUCGAGGGUAUGACGUUAAAACCACCUGAAAGUAAACCUAUACAGAAUGCUAGGGUACUACUUUUAUUGGGGGAUUCUGUUACCACGGAUCAUAUUAGUCCCGCUGGAUCUAUUGGGAGAAAAAGUCCUGCUGCAAGAUAUUUGGCUCAUCGAGGAUUGGCUCCAAAAGAAUUUAAUACGUAUGGAUCUCGAAGGGGAAACGAUGACGUGAUGUCGAGAGGUACUUUCGCCAAUAUCAGAUUGGUUAAUCAGUUUAUGUCAAAACCUGGACCUAGAACUAUUUAUUUGCCAACUAAUGAAGAAAUGGAUGUUUUUGACGCUGCUCAAAGUUAUAUGAAAAAUCAAAUACCUCUCAUAAUCAUUGCAGGUAAAGAUUAUGGAUCUGGUUCUAGUAGAGAUUGGGCUGCAAAAGGACCAUACUUACUGGGUGUCCGAGCAGUUAUCGCAGAAUCUUUCGAACGUAUCCAUCGAUCGAAUUUAGUAGGAAUGGGCAUUAUACCUUUCCAAUUUCUUCCCGAACAAGGCGCCAAACAGCUCGGUUUAACAGGCAAAGAAACUUACACGUUUGAUUUUCCUUCAGUUCCAAAGCCAGGUCAAAAUAUCAAAGUAUCUACGGACGCGGAAAAGAUCUUCGAAGUGAUGUUGAGAUUCGAUACCGAAAUCGAUCUUUUAUACUACAAACAUGGAGGCAUUUUGAAUUAUAUGGUUAGAAAGAUGUCUACUAAAUAA